Messenger RNA from Ostertagia ostertagi, 489 nucleotides. Lineage: Eukaryota; Metazoa; Nematoda; Chromadorea; Rhabditida; Trichostrongylidae. The record is from the annotation of a GenBank genome assembly.
AUGCCAUCACUUUCAGUUAACCUAAUCACCGUCGAAGAUGCUGUAAGCGGUAUUAUGUUGGCAGUGGAACGAGCUCAAAACGCUGAAGUAUGGAACAUCGGUGGUCCAAAGGACUACUCGGUGGAGGAAAUCAAGCAGUUUAUCAACGGAAAACACGCAGCUCCUUCCUGUCAACCCUCAAAAUUCAAUACUGAAAAAGCAUCAAAAGAGUUGAACUUCCAUGCUAAGAACGAUGUGAUCAAAGCGCUAACAACUUUGAGCAACUCAUCACAGCCAAUUCACUCGUCUGGAUCCGUUGCAAAAAUCUUACUAUAUGGCUCAAAAGGAUGGAUUGGACGUCAGUUCACUCAAAUGCUCCAGGAGAAGAAUAUCACUUACGUGGAAGCUACAACGAGACCCGGAUCCGACCCAGAUGAUGUCAUACGGGAAGAAAUCGUCCGAGUGGCUCCCAGCCAUGUUAUCUCGAAUGAUAGGACGAACACAAGGCGA